Phyllostomus hastatus (greater spear-nosed bat) is the source of this 1298-nucleotide messenger RNA. RefSeq names its product FKBP prolyl isomerase 7 (gene FKBP7). The transcript is spliced from 4 exons. Gene Ontology annotation, molecular function: calcium ion binding; peptidyl-prolyl cis-trans isomerase activity. The record is from RefSeq and is a predicted model, not a curated record. Lineage: Eukaryota; Metazoa; Chordata; Mammalia; Chiroptera; Phyllostomidae. Bases 107 to 763 code for a protein of 218 amino acids.
UGAUGCUUGCCACGCGUCAAUAUAAUUCAGCUGCCGGGGCAGCCGCCGCGCGUGAGUGACACGCGGGAGGGAACGCAGUAACCAUCCGGGCCCCACUCCAGGAAUCAUGCAUUUCUUACUCAGAUUAAUCUUUUUCUUUUACAUAUGGGGCAUUUUUCCUGCUCAGGGACAAAAGAAAGAGGAGUUCACAGAGGAAGUGAAAAUAGAAGUUUUGCAUCGUCCAGAAAACUGUUCUAAAACAAGCAAGAAGGGAGACCUGCUAAAUGCUCAUUAUGACGGUUUCUUGGCUAAAGACGGCUCGAAAUUCUACUGCAGCCGGACACAAAAUGAAGGCCACCCCAAAUGGUUUGUUCUUGGUGUGGGGCAAGUCAUUAAAGGCCUAGACAUUGCCAUGAUGGAUAUGUGCCCUGGAGAGAAGCGGAAAGUGAUUAUACCCCCUUCAUUUGCAUAUGGAAAGGAGGGCUAUGCAGAAGGCAAGAUUCCACCUGAUGCAACAUUGAUCUUUGAGAUCGAACUUUACGCUGUGACCAAAGGACCAAGAAGCAUUGAGACAUUUAAACAGAUAGACACGGACAGUGACAGGCAACUGUCUAAAACCGAGAUAUAUCAUUACCUGAAAAAGGAUUUUGAAAAAGAUGACCAGCCACGUGACAAGUCAUACCAGAAUGCAGUUUUAGAGGACAUUUUUAAGAAGAAUGACCAUGAUGGUGAUGGCUUCAUUUCUCCCAAGGAAUACAAUGUAUACCAACAUGAUGAACUGUAGCAUAUGUUUAUUUCUCAAUUGUUUUAGCUACUUACUGUACUUUGUAUAUAAAACAAAGUCACUUUCCCCAAGGUGUGAUUUCUAUUUUUCCCUAUGAGACCGUAUUUUGAUCUCCUCCAUACAUGUAACUUUUGAAUAAAUGUGAGGCUAUUUUGCAAAUGUAGUAUUCAGGAAUGGCACAAUUGUGUUCGCUAUUGCUUUAUUCUGUGAACAUGAGUGACAGCACCAUGAAAUCGACCUCUGUGUCCCAGUGGGCAAUUUCCCCCCUUCAGGAAAUAGGAGGACAUCUGUGUCAAAAUCUGCACAAUUCUUCCCAACUCUUACCUUAACAGCACAUAGAAAUAUGUAAGUAACCAUUUUUUAAUAUUUUAAAUGUUAAAAUGCCCCAUAUUUAAGUUUUUUUCAUUAGGGACCCAGGAAUUAACAUUUCAAUGUUUAUACAUUUCAUAGCAUUACUGGUAGGUAGUAUAUAAAAAUCAUAGGACUGAAGGUUCUUGUUUUGGUAUGCAUGCAGGAAAAUAUAAGUUGUGUAACU